This is a messenger RNA of Paramormyrops kingsleyae, 4229 nucleotides long. Lineage: Eukaryota; Metazoa; Chordata; Actinopteri; Osteoglossiformes; Mormyridae. The record is from RefSeq and is a predicted model, not a curated record.
UCCAGCAUUUUCAUGAUGGUCGCAAGGCACAGCAGCACAUUGAGAACUCCUGGAAACAGCUGGAAAUGAGUAAGCGGAGGUUUGAGAGGGAUUGUAAGGAGGCUGACAGGGCCCAGCAGUACUUUGAGAAGAUGGAUGCAGACAUCAAUGUAACAAAGGCGGACGUGGAGAAGCGAAGUUCCCUCAAGGCGAGACAGCAAGCACAACUGAGGCAUCAGAUGGCUGAGGACAGCAAGAAUGAGUACACAUCCUGCCUGCAGAAGUUCAACCAAGAGCAGAAUGAACAUUAUUACACCCUCAUACCACACAUUUUCCAGAAAAUUCAGGACAUGGAGGAAAGGCGCAUAGAGAAAGUUGGGGAGUCCAUGAAGAUGUUUGCAGAGAUCGACCGCCAAGUGCUACCCAUCGUGGGCAAAUGUCUCGAUGGCAUGACCAAAUCAGCGGAAUCAGUUGAGCCCAAAUUAGAUUCGAACCAAGUGAUAGAAUCAUACAAGUCUGGCUUUGAGCCCCCUGGCGACGUAGAGUUUGAAGAUUACAGUCAGCCAAUGAAAAGGACAGCAUCGGAGAACAGCUUGUCCAACUCGCGAGGCGAGGGCAAGGAUAAGCCCAGCGGCAAGAGCAAGCCCAAACUGUGGCCUUUCAUCAAGAAGAACAAGCUUAUGUCCCUGUUAACGUCCCCCCACCAGCCCCCUCCUCCCCCUCCUGCCUCACCCUGCCCCUCUGCUGUCCCCAACGGCCCCCAGUCUCCCAAGCAGCACAAGGAGCUCCUCUCACACCGCCUCAACGAGUUCAUGACCUCCAAACCCAAAAUGCACUGUUUCCGGAGUCUCAAGCGCGGGCAGUCCGGCUGCUCUUACGCUAAUCAGACAGAGAUCAUGAAGAGGACUUUAGGCAAGCCGACGUAUGCCUACGAGGCCAGGCAGUUUGUCCUUUCUCUCAAGCUGAGCACUCUCACUGCUCAGGUCCAGAGUGUAAUUGAGGGAUCUGGCCCUGAAGACUGCAGCCAUUUGCCCCCUGAGCAAAGGAGAAAGAAGCUCCAGGCCAAGGUCGACGACCUCAACAAGGAAAUCCAAAAAGAGGUGGACCAAAGGGAAGCUCUUACUAAAAUGAAAGACGUCUACUUAAAGAAUCCCCAAAUGGGAGACCCCAACAGCGUGGACCCACGAUUGUCUGAGAUCAGUCACAACAUUGAGAGGUUAAAGCUGGAAGUGCAAAAAUUUGAUGCAUGGCUGGCAGAGGUAGAGGGGCGGUUGCCCUUAAGAAACGACCAAUCAAAAAGGCAGAGCGGGUUGUAUGACACACAGAAUAAUGCCCCGGUCAACAACAACUGUGCACAGGACCGUGAGAGCAGCCCGGAUGGCAGUUAUACAGAGGAGCAGAACUCAGAGACGCAGAUCAAAGCUCCCAGCACAGAGUUUGAUGACGAGUUUGAUGAGGAGGACCCCCUGCCCAUCAUUGGUACCUGCAAAGUUCUCUACCCCUUUGAAGGUCAAAAUGAGGGCACCAUGUCAGUGGCAGAAGGAGAGAUGCUGUACGUGAUCGAGGAGGACAAAGGUGACGGCUGGACGAGAGUGCGCAGGAGUGAGGAAGAGGAAGGAUACGUGCCGACGUCGUACGUGGAGGUCUUCUUGGAAAUCACCAAAGAUUCCUAAAAGUGUGGGACUGGCACGGGAAUGGCAGGGCAAGGUGCCUCGGACAAACCCAUCCUCCUCUUUAAACGUUUAGUCAGCGAAACGGCAAAGAGUAAAGGGGAAGAGCUAGGAAGCUUCCAGUUUUCUAGUUUGUACAGAAAUCCAAUUAACCCUUAUUCUGCAAUGGCUGAAAGGCGCAAAUACAAAUCAGCGACCCUCACAGGAGCCUUUAGAUCCUCCCGCUUUCCCAAAGCUUGCUUCUUGGUGUACUAACCUGCCUAUUUUCUUGUGUGUAGCGGCUGACAGCCCCCCCCAACCCCCCGCCAUGGUCAGAGAUGGGACCUGCACCUGAGGGGGCGGCAUGGCAUUGGGGGUACGCUGUCACUGUCAGUGUGACUCUCUCAAACCGCAUACGGUGUUCCCGUACCAACAUUGACAAUCAGUCAACAGCACUUACUCUAACUACAGCAUUCUGGGUCCAUCCUCAUGAUGGUUUUGCCCCAGAAAGCAGCACUCAGAUAACACCUUACAGAAGCACUGUAAUUGUCGUAGGAGUUUUAGUCAUCAAGGAAAGACAAAAGGUUCUCAGCUUUAACAGAAACAAGCAAAUCAGAGUUAUACACUUUUGUUUUUGUUUUUUUUUGCAGUUCUGCUGCUGUUACAUUUGUAACGUCUUGACACUCAGAGAUAACCAUACAUAGAUAGACCAUAUGCUUGUAUUUAACACAUUCUCGUGAAGUGGGAAGGAUUUAAAUUCUCUUCCCGCUUGUACAGUAUCACGUACCUUAAUGACAGCUCCCCUCUCUGACCGCGGCCCGGCCCAGGCUGCUGUCAUGGUCAGCUUUGUCGUGGCUUGUUUCCCUCUGGCCACGCCCCUAAUGUACGACCACACCCCCAAUGUCUGGCCACGCCCCCUGGUUGCUGCCCAUCACUGUAGGCAGCUUCUGCUGGAUCUUUACUUGGCAUCGUGUCUCUCAGCAUGCUUGCUCGCCCUGUCUCCUUGCCUCUGCCAAUCCCAGAGGUCUGACCCUGUCGCUUAUUCUUUCAAUUAACCAAUUGCCUGUGUACUGUUAUUAACCUGUUUUCUAUCUUCUGUUUCGUGCCUGUGGUUUAUUAUUAUUAUUGUUGUUAUUAUUAUUAUCACUGACUGUUGCUUUCUUAACAUUGUCUCUUGUGCAUGACCUUUAAUGUUUCUGCACCUUGAUCUCUGCUCUUUAACCACACCACUUUCAGGGUCAAAGGGUUUUUCUUUGUCCUGAUGUCAUUCACACAAGUUAUAUGUGCGUUUGUGUCAUCUUUAUAUAUGAUUAUCUAUUGUACAUUUGAAGAUGAUUUACUCGUACUGACAAUAAUUAUGAACAGUGAUACCUUCAAAUGCUUGGUUAUUUCAUCCUUUUUCUUUAUUUUUUCUUUUCUUUUUUGAAGGGGGGCUGUGGGGUUUUUCCACUAGUCAUCUUGGGGACAGAAAAGCCAGACUGAAUAUUGCAGGGUUAGUUAGUGUUGUUUAUUUGAUAGAUUACAAUUCUGUGGUGUUUAACAUGAAUUGAUGUUUUUAUUUAAUGUGUAGGAAAAUGGUGCUUUUUUGCAUUUGUGUGACAGUAUAUUACUGUUGUUUCACAAUGAUGUAGCAUCCAUUUUCCCACUGUAUAUGGCACAAUAAUUUGAACAGUUAUAUAAUUAUUGUGCUUGGACUCUCCUUGGGUGAUAGAGCUACUCUUUGUUUUGGCCGUGCGUCUCACACCAGGUAAGGACCUGGAUCUCAGAGUGUUGAUGCGUGUUCCACAUUGUGGUCGUCUCAAUAAUGAAAUGUCCUGACGUGUCUUUUGAAAACGACAUUCUUCAUAUUAACUGCUGUUGAUCAUAGCUACAGCACCUUAACUGACCCAAGUGAGUAUGUCUUAAAUAGUUUAUCACGUAGAGUUGCUACACCAGGCAAAGUUACUCUGUUUAAUCAACAAUGGAGAAUUCCUUUUUUCACUUAUUGAGCUUUGUAGAUAUUCAUUAGGAUAUAAAAUACAUAAACCCUGAAAGCAAGACUGAACUUUCUUGACAAAGACAUUUAAUCAGUAAUGUGUUCCUGCCUGAGAGUAAACCCACACACCGGCAGAUAGCUAUCCUUUGGAGCGACACUAUAGACGCAGAGAAGGGCCCAGGCCGCCUCCUUACCCGACAGCUGCUGCUUCUAUUGUUGUUGUUUUUUAUUUAAAACAAAAAGCUGAGAAUGCUCAAAGGCCGGCGAGCACUUUUCUCCGCACUUCACGAAACAGGCCGAUUACUUUGUGACGCAGCUCCUAUGUCCGUACCGUGUACAGGAGAAGAGGCUUAUCGAAAUCAGAAAAUAUAUACAUAUAUAAAUAAUGUUUAGACCCAUUGAGAAGAAACGAAUAUAUAUUUUUUAAAAUCUGCUACUGUAAAUUGUUUUGAUAUUUUUUUGUUGUUGUUUUGCUAGUUUUUUUUUUUUUUUUUGGAGAAAGUCAGCCAAACGUUUCCAUGCGUUUUUGCUCUUUAACUGUGUUACAUUUUAUGCGCUUGUGUCCUGAGCAUUGAAUAUACUGCAUUGUAUUAACUGUGCCAAUAAAAAGAAUAUUGGGGAAAAAA